Microtus ochrogaster (prairie vole) is the source of this 3386-nucleotide messenger RNA. It is a transcript of the gene Slc17a5, whose product is annotated as solute carrier family 17 member 5. Gene Ontology annotation, biological process: monoatomic anion transport; transmembrane transport. Gene Ontology annotation, molecular function: transmembrane transporter activity. NCBI's taxonomy places the organism in Eukaryota, Metazoa, Chordata, Mammalia, Rodentia, Cricetidae. The record is from RefSeq and is a predicted model, not a curated record. Gene Ontology annotation, cellular component: apical plasma membrane.
CUGGAGGGCUGUGCUCCCGAGAGCUCUGUUGGCUGAACAACAACAUCAGCACAUCUGCUCUCCCGGCGACAUGAGGCCCCUGCUGCGGGGUCCGGCGAUGAACGAGGAGGAGGAGAACUCGGACAGCACCCCGCUCCUGCCGAGCGCCCGGCAAACCGAAGCGGCUCCAGUAUGCUGCUCUGCUCGGUACAACUUAGCGAUUUUGGCUUUCUUUGGUUUUUUUGUUCUUUAUUCCUUACGUGUGAACCUGAGUGUUGCAUUGGUGGACAUGGUAGAGUCAAAUACAACCCUGACCGAUAAUAGAACUUCCAAGGAGUGUGCAGAGCAUUCCGCCCCCAUAAAAGUUCACCACAAUCGCACGGGUAAGAAGUACCCGUGGGACGCAGAAACUCAAGGGUGGAUUCUAGGCUCUUUUUUUUACGGCUACAUCAUCACACAGAUUCCCGGGGGGUACAUGGCCAGCAGAAUCGGAGGCAAGCUGCUGCUGGGCUUCGGCAUCCUGGGCACUGCUGUCUUCACCCUGUUCACACCCAUGGCCGCGGACUUGGGAGUGGUGACCCUUAUCGUGCUGAGAGCUCUCGAAGGGCUAGGAGAGGGUGUUACGUUUCCAGCCAUGCAUGCCAUGUGGUCUUCCUGGGCCCCCCCUCUUGAAAGAAGCAAGCUGCUUACCAUUUCCUACGCAGGAGCACAGCUCGGGACGGUAAUCUCACUCCCUCUCUCUGGAAUAAUUUGCUACUAUAUGAAUUGGACUUACGUCUUCUACCUUUUUGGUGUAAUUGGAAUCGUAUGGUUUAUUUUGUGGAUGUGGUUAGUUAGUGAUACGCCAGAAACUCACAAGACAAUCUCCCAUUAUGAAAAAGAAUACAUUGUGUCAUCAUUAAAAAACCAGCUUUCUUCCCAGAAGGCAGUGCCGUGGGCGUCCAUCUUGAAGUCACUGCCACUUUGGGCAAUUGUCGUAGCGCAUUUUUCUUACAACUGGACCUUCUAUACUUUACUGACAUUGUUGCCUACAUAUAUGAAAGAAAUCCUAAGGUUCGAUGUUCAAGAGAAUGGGAUCUUAUCCGCAUUGCCUUAUUUUGGCUGUUGGCUCUGCAUGAUUCCCUGUGGCCAAGCCGCUGAUUAUUUAAGAGUCAAGUGGAAUUUUUCAACUAUAAGUGUUCGGAGAAUUUUUACCCUCGUGGGAAUGGUUGGCCCUGCAGUUUUCCUGGUUGCCGCUGGAUUUAUAGGCUGUGACUAUUCUUUGGCUGUUGCGUUCCUCACCAUAUCCACGACACUAGGAGGCUUUGCCUCUUCGGGAUUUAGCAUCAACCAUCUGGAUAUAGCUCCUUCGUAUGCCGGCAUCCUCCUGGGCAUCACAAACACAUUUGCCACUAUCCCCGGAAUGAUUGGGCCCAUCAUUGCUAAAAGCCUGACCCCUGAUAACACCAUUAGGGAAUGGCAGACUGUUUUCUGUAUCGCUGCUGCUAUUAAUGUGUUUGGUGCCAUUUUCUUCAUACUGUUUGCCAAAGGAGAGGUGCAGAACUGGGCUCUCAGUGACCACCACGGACACAAAAGCUGAAGACAAUGACAAAUAAUAAUUAGUGUAUUUUAAUUUAUCAUGUAAACUGAAAGUGCCUUUGGUAUUUUAAUGUGUAAGCAUUCUAUGUGAGAAAAAUAGUACCGGUAUUUUUAAGGUAAUCAUGAAAUGUUACUAGUUGCGAGAUUAUUUAAAAUGAGCUGUUUUUAAUUAUUAAUAAUAUAUCUGCCAGACCUUAUACUGGGUUUGCAUACCCAGCUGCAAGUUAGGCAGCAUGAUAUAAGGGAGGGCUUAACACGGUGGUUCUCGGCUGGGCAGUGGUGGUGGCACAUGCCUCUAGUCCCAGCACUCAGGAGGCAAAGACAGGCAGAUCUUACUGAGUUCAAGACCAGCCUGGUCUAUAAAGUGAGUUCCGGGAUUGUCCCACAGAGAAACCCUGUCUCAAAAAAAAAAAAGAAUAAAACAAACAAAAAAAGACAAUGGUUCUCAACCUGUGGCUCAUGACCCCUUUUGGGGUCACCUAAGGCUAUCAGAAAACACUAAUAUUUACAUUAUAAUUCAUAACAGUAGGAAAAUUAGUAUGAAGUCACAGCAUAUCAGUUUUAUGGUUAGGGUCACCACAUCAUAAGGAACUGUAUUUUUUGUCUGUUUGUUUUUUUCAAGAGAGGGUUCUCUGUGUAGCUUUGGACGCUGUCCUGGAACUCGUUCUGUAGCCCAGGCUGGCCUCAGACUCACAAAGCUCCGACUGCCUCGGCCUCUCUAGUGCUGGGAUUAAAGGCAUGUACCACCAUCACCUGGCAAGGACCUGUAUUAAAGAGCCACGGCCACAUUAGGAAGGUUGAGAACCACUGGUUUAAGAAACGGAACUGAAAUGGACCCUCCCCCACUAGUACACGUGUUUACUUAAAUUAGAUAAAUCAUCUCAGAUUGUGUUAAAUACCUGUUUUUGUCUACUUCCCUCAUAAAAAUUGUUGCCAACUCUCCCUAAUACAUAGGUCUCAGUAACCUCUCCAUCAAGCCACCAGCCACUGUCAGACUUUGCCUGGCACCUGGACUGAGGGAUCCAUGCCCAGGCAGCUGCCAAGCAUUCCCUCCCUGGCUUCAGGGCUGGCGUGCCCAGCAGUUAUCAGAGGUGGCUUCCAAGUGCAGGGCCAAUGCCAAGUGUUUAGCUGACACUCUUUCCCUGUGGCUGUUAAUGUGUAGAUAAAGCCCUAAGUGGACCAGAGCAGUGGAUUCACAGCCACUGUCUUGACAGUGCCAGCCUGCCCUUGGCAGCACCCCGGCCUCAUGGCUGGCAGUUGACCCACAGAGCAAGCGUGCAGCGCUCAGACAGCCGCAGAUAACAGCAUCCUUGAUUAAAGUGACUUGCACACAAAUCAGAGUAUGGAUUUUUACAUUCAGUUUUUCUGGCUACAUUAGAUUUUUAAUAUCUUAAAUCUUUUUUCAGUCUGUCUUGAUUUAUGUUCCUGGUCACAGUUUAAAGUGACUUUCAGGACCAAAGGUUUGAUUCAGUGGUAGAGCGUUUACCUAGGACUCUGUUCCAUCCGGCCGCAAAAUAGAGCUAAAGGGACAACAGGUGAAGCUGGUGAGCCCCCUUUCCCGUGCUUGCUGAAGCCAGCUUCCGGCAGCUCCUGCCGCCUGGGGUCUGCUGGUUGUUGGACAUACUGUAAGAAGUACCUAAGCAUCGAAAGCCUGCCUUAUGUUCUCUUGUGUCUGUUCAACACUUACCUGUGACAUUUCAAUUAACACUUGGUUAAUGUAACACGGUGUAAAUACAUUUAUAUAAAUUUAUUUUUAAAUUUGUAAAUAUAGGUUGAGUUGCCAUGUGAUGUUUCUUUUAUAAAUCAUCAAAAUAAAUCCUUUCGCAUUA